Messenger RNA from Diabrotica virgifera virgifera (western corn rootworm), 9167 nucleotides. It is a transcript of the gene Gga, whose product is annotated as ADP-ribosylation factor-binding protein GGA1. Bases 104 to 2104 code for a protein of 666 amino acids. Gene Ontology annotation, biological process: vesicle-mediated transport; intracellular protein transport. The transcript is spliced from 8 exons. Gene Ontology annotation, molecular function: ubiquitin binding; phosphatidylinositol binding; small GTPase binding. The record is from RefSeq and is a predicted model, not a curated record. Gene Ontology annotation, cellular component: trans-Golgi network. NCBI's taxonomy places the organism in Eukaryota, Metazoa, Arthropoda, Insecta, Coleoptera, Chrysomelidae.
GUCAAUGUUAACGAAAAUAAACAUUUUUUAAUUUGUUAAAAAAGUCUUUUAAAAUGAUAGUUCGUUAUUAAAGAUAAAACGAUAACUAUCAAAAAUCAUCGAAAUGGAUCUGGUCACUCAAACAAGCCUAGAAGCAUUACUACUAAAAGCUACGAAUUCCAAAAAUCUGAACUUCGAUACAGCCGCUGUGGAUGCAUUUUGUACCUUGAUUAACAAGGACAAGGAUGGGCCCCACGUUGGAGUCAAAGUCAUCGCUGCUCGUCUACCUACAGGCGAAGAAAAGGAAAUGUUACAAACACUGAAUGUUUUGGAUCAUUGCAUGUCCAAGUGCGGCGUAAACUUCCAAAACGAAGUAGGAAAAUUUAGAUUUUUAAACGAAUUGAUCAAGUUGGUUUCACCAAAAUAUCUAGGCUCCCAAACACCUUUGAGUGUCAAACAAAAAAUCUUACAACUAUUGUAUGUUUGGACAUUAGAUUAUCCCAAAGAAACUAAGAUUAUCGAAGCUUUUGAUAUGCUCAGAAAGCAAGGGGUUGUGAGGGACAUUCCGAAUCCAAAUGUUCCUUCCUUAGAUGCUAGCAGUGUUUCGAAAAGAAAGGUGGCGAAUUCUGUCUUUCAAGAUGAGGAAAAAUCAAAAAUUUUACAGAAGUUAUUACAGAGCAAAGAUCCGGAGGACAUUCAAGCUGCAAAUUGGUUAAUAAAAAGUAUGGUUAAAGAAGAUGACAAAAGGGCUGAGCUUAAAAGUAGAAGGGUCUCAGAACUGGAAUCUGUUCAAAAUAAUGUAAGGCUCUUAAACGAAAUGCUGGAUUCAUAUAAACCAGGAUAUUCUUCAACUGGUGAACUAGAUCUCAUUAAAGAAUUAUAUCAAAACUGUGAAAGGCUAAGGCCUUCAGUAAAUAAAUUAAUUUUAGAAACUCACCAUGAAGAAGGAAUGUUAGAUGACAUUUUAAAAACAAAUGACGAACUAUCAUCAACUUUUGAUAAAUAUAACAUACUGAUUGUUCAACAAAAACAUUUGCCAGAGAAGCCAGAUUCGGCUGAAUGUCUUCUUCAGUUUGACAGCACCAGUUCCAAAGGAUUACUUAUUGAUGGCAAAAUUAAAACGGCUCAGAAUUGUGAUAGUGACAAAUCAAUUGAUGUCCUAUGUGAUAUUUUUACUGCAUCUGCUUUAUCAGAUUCAGGAGAUGUCUUACAGCCUGUCACUCUUGGAAAAUGUGAUACCACCGUUUUAGGUGAAAACAGCAAAGAAAAGUCAAAACCCACAGGCUUCGAUGAUCUUGAUGUUCUUGGAGAUCACUUACUAAGAGAAAACUUACAAAGCUUAAGGCAAGUUGGGUUUAGCAGAACUAACACUGAAAAGGUACCAAUGAACCUAUUAAACAAAAUAUCAGAAAUAAAGCAAAGCCAACAAACAACUUCGAAUCCGCCAACAAACAAUAUGGAAUCUUUAAACCUUGAUUUAAAUUACUUGCUGAACACUAAAAACGACACCAACUUAAACAGCAACGAAAUGAAUAAAUGUAACGACACCUCCGACGAUUAUUUAGUUGACAUAGCUGACGAAACUAUGUUGGAAGUUGACAAGAAUCCAGAUUCAGAUGCUAUACACACCUUAUCUGCCAUAUCAAAACUGGAAAAAGGCUCUAUUGAACAGAAUACGGUGUCGGAAAAAUUUGUUAAACCCGAGGUGAAGCUGAACGAUAUCUUCGUUGACUUGAAAAGCAUUAAACCAAGCGGUUUGCCACCUAUGGUGAUUCUUGAUGAAAAGAAUGGCAUAACUGUGACGUUGCACAUGGCCAGAGAUGAACCAAGGGACGGAGUUAACGUUUUUGUCAUUACAACUGUCAGUAAGAAUGAAGCGCCAUUGAGCAAUUACUUAUUCCAAGCCGUCGUUCCUAAGGGAUGCAAAUUGAAGCUGCAACCUCCAUCGUCAACUGAUCUUCCCGCAUAUAAUCCAUUUUUACCGCCGUCAGCCAUUACUCAAAUAUUAUUAAUAGCGAACCCCGAAUCUCUGAUGAUCUCUCUAAAAUUUAUUGUAAGUUAUGUAAUGGACGACGAAACGACUACUGAAAUGGGCGAGGUGGAGAGGUUACCAAGACUUCACUAGUUUUUAUUGCGGAUAAAAUAGUGUCAGGGUUUAAAAAACGGGAAACACAACUGCAAGUUUUGCCUUGUUUCAUCCCACAAUACUAUCAAUUUUCUAAACUUAAAAAUACUUUGGCCGUAAGAGGGGCUAAGGUCUUGUAGGACUGUAAAAACUAAGGUAUUAUCUAAUUUUUUUUGUUGAUUAAUUCAACAGAAAAUAUUUUAAUUUAAGUCAAUGUAUUUAUCCUUAACUUAAUAAUCAGGAACAUUAGCUAUAUGCGAAAAGUAAACUUAUUAUUCUCACCAAAAGCCAGUUGGGAAUUGGGGGCUAGAAUAUUUACCAGUGGAGAAUAAAAUCCAGUUCAGGUGUAGUACACCCUGUUUUUAAACCAGGAGGGGUAAACUCAAAAGACAUAUUCACACCCCAUAUUGUCACUUGAAAAAUCACCAAAUUCGUCUUCUUUUUAAAAAUCUAAAAAUUAAAGGAAUAAAGCAAAAAACACAAAAAAUCGCAUAUAUAACUUAAUUAACCCUUCGAUUUUAAAUGCCAUUAGUGUCAAAAUUUGAUAAAUGUCAUUAGAGUCAAUUCAUAAGUUAGUGGAGUAAACUUGCCUACGGUUGGACCAAUGACAAACAAGCAUUACGGCGCGGUAAAUUUGAAUUACUCCUAGGCUAACUACGAGGUAUAGUUACUGUACAUGUCUCUCUUUGAUUUUUAAGGACAAGGAAAACAAUAUUUUUUAAGUGAUUGUAGAACAAUUUACUGAGCGGUGAACAUUAUUAAUAUUAUAAUAUUUUGUUUCUGCAUAAAGUGUAUGUUCCUUUUCAAUAGGCUGGAGACGGAUCUCAUUUGCUUAGAAAAUAGUAAGUUCAUUAUUACCAAAAAGUAUUGUAUGCUUUUUUAACACUUUUUGUGAAUUAGAUCUAGUCAUUUUUGUAAAAAAUAAAUAUUUGAAUGUUCAGGUCUGAUGUAUGGAUACGAUUUUUGUUAUUUACAGAGAACUGUUUGUGUCUGUGGCAAUUCUGUUAAAACUCUAUUAUACUAAAACUGAACUAUGAAAUAACCAAAAAGAUCCAAAUACCAAGAUUUUUGAAGUUAUACUUCUUUAGGCACGAGGGUGAAUUUUUAUAUUCCCUGGCGCAUGCGCACACCGACAGUAUGGUAUUAGUCGCUACAUCUUUUAAGAGUAAACAGUAGCGACCAACAGGUAGCAACAAAAUAUAACUUCGGAAGAUAGUAUCAUAAACUUUGUCAACAGUGGUAAUCUUUGACAUUAUCUAAGAUUAAUAUUUUGACAAUAUCAUAGUCGCGCUAAAUGGAAGUAAUAGAAAUCGAUUUUAUUAUUAGUAAAUAGAUAUUUAUAAAAAUAAGCCAAAAUGGGCGAAAAUGUUAUGUUAAGAUAGGUAUUUAGAAAGGUAUUUGCACGAAAUAUCUAAUAAUGAAACAAUAAUAAAUAAUCAUUUUUUGUUGUGAAGCGAAACAAAUUUCGAUUUUCGCAUAAUUUUGGCACGGUUUUUAAUGGACUUUUUCUUGGAAGGUUUCACUUUAUCUUUCGUUUGAUUUACUUUUUCCAUUUUGUUGAAACUAUUGAUAAUAUUUUUAGAAUAAAAAAUCCUUCUAAAACUUUAUAUACUCGCAUUAGAAUUCGAAAUAUUUUUACGUAAAAUAUACUUACCUACCUACAUAUAACUAAAUCUCACAAUUAACAACAAUCUAUUCUUUCAAAGAGGCCAACAACUUAUACAACAACAACAAAUAUAUAAUAAAUUAACUAUCAAUAAACCCUACUUUCCUAUGAAACAACAAAAACGAAUUCUUAAAUUAACACACUACUGCACUGAACAGAUAUCGAUAAAGAGAAAAUCUGACGUAGGUUUGUCAAAAUGACAGUGAUAAUUUCUCUAUGUUGCCUAAUUAGUUAUUUAGUUAUAAUAUGUUCGAUUUCUUGUUAGAAAUAAAAAAUUUUAGUGGUUCCAAGAUUACACAAAAUCUAGGCAUGGGAUAAAAAAGUAUAUUUGAAGAAAGUUUUUUUUUCUUCUUAAUGGCGGUACAGGCUCCUUUUUUCAAUAUUUUAUUUAGUUAUAGAGUAAUUUCCACGUACUAACAUAUUUCUGAAAUUGGGCUCUGUACCGCCAUUCUUUAUUAUAUUACGAAUAUGUGUGCCAAAUAUCUCAACAAAAUAUUCAAAAUUAGAGCCGCAAUUUUGGAACGCAUUUCUUGCUACCUGUUGAUCGCUACUGUAGCCUCUUAAGUUAUGUAGCGCAAAUAAAGUGUGCGUGAAAAGAAUAUAUUAUAAUUAUAUAUUAUUAGUGUUUUUAGUAAAUAUAUUUAUUAUAAUUUUUAUGUCUGUGGAUUUGUCUUCCUCCUUAUAAGUAUUAUUGAAAAUGUUUAUUUUCAAUUAAUGUAUCUGUCACCGUCAUUGUAAUUAUGUCCGAGAAAUGAUCGACUACAAAAGCGGUGGUAGCUGAUCGGUAGAGCAUUCGCCUAGGGAUUGAGAGGUCCCCUGUUCGAAUCCUGACAAAGUCAUAUCCUUUUUUUGAAGUUAUACUUCUUUACGAUCGAGAGUGAACUUUUAUCACAUGCCGGGCGCAUGCGCACACAGACAGUAUGUAUUUCGCGUUGCUAAUCUUUUAAGAUAUGUAUGUAUCAGCGCUGUCAGCGCAAAUAAGUCAUAUUAUAUCAUAUAAAAGGAUAUAUUAGUGUUCUUAGUAAAUGUACAGUAGAACGUCGAUAAUCCGGACGUCAAAAAUCCGGCCCCUCAAUAAUCCGGAUUUGUAUCUAGCAAAAAUAUCUGAUUCUUUUAAAAUAAAUUAAGAACUUCGCUGCGAAAAACGAACCUCUACCGCAGUUCAAAAAUAUUUUACACAUUUUUUUAAAAGCCCAAAUACUGUCUGAUGUUUUUACUGUACACAUGGUGCUAUUAUAAAUUAAUUUAAAUACAGUGUUUAAACAUAAAAAAAUGUUUUGAUUAAUUUCACCUCUAGACACUUUACUGUACAAGAGAAAACAUAAAAUUUUAAAACGUUUGUUGUACUUUAAUGUGUAUACUGGCCUUUUUUUAAGGUAAUUUCGAUAAUCCGGAUAAUUUGUUCAUCCGGAUCGGGUCCAGUCCCAAUUAAUCCGGAUUAUUGACGUUCUACUGUAUUAUUUAUUAUAAUUUUUGUGUCUUUGGAUUUGUCUUCCUCGGGAAUAAGAUAUUUUAUAAUAAUAGUAAGUAUAUUUAAAGUAUUUUUGUAUACUUCACUUGGUCAAUAUGUAUGAGAAAUCUUGUAACCUGUCAAAGCAAAAGGGAUAUAGCUCAGUGGUAGAGCGUGUGACCGGAGAUCAAGAGGUCCCGGGUUCAAAUCCCGGACGAUUCAUAUUCUUUUUUUUUCAUAUUUUUGGUAUCGUUUUAAUAAAAUUUUUUUAAAAGUGGUAGGCAAAGAAAGUUAGUUUAAUAUUUAAAUAAAAUACAAAUAACCUGUUAAGUAUAUUCAACGUUAAGUAUAUUAAAAGUGUAUUAAACAUGCGUUGAAAUCAUAAUAAUAGAAGUAUAACUUCUUACGUGCGUACAAAGUACACACAUUAUUUUUUUUUUGUAAUUUAUGGUAUUCUUUUUGUUCUUUCUAAAAUUAGUUUAAUAUUUAAAUACAAUAAAAAAACUGUUUAAAGUAGAUAGGUAUAUUGAUUUCGUUGAAAUCAUAAUAUGAAGUUAGAUUAUAUUAUAAUAGAAGUAUAACUUCUUACGUGCGUACAAAGUACACACACACAUUCUUUAUUUUUCUUACAACUACGAGGCAGGAUGAAAUUUAAUAUAAGAUGAUCUUCCUUUACACUUUUGCUUUACAGUAAUAUUUACAAUAAGUAAAUAAUUUAUAAUUCUUGUAUAUUCGUCCAGUCUAGAUACAUUUUUCUCAUAUGGUUAUGUUCUUUAUCCCAAUUUUAUAAUAAAAAGGAAGUGGUGUUUGCCUGAAAUAAUGUGCAUACUAACUGUUUCACUUGAUUAUAUUAUCGUCAAAUUAAGCUCCUGCUAAUCACAUAGAACAAAGUCUGAAAUAUUGGGAGGACAUUCAAUAGAAGCCUAUAAAAACUACACCGUUUUUGCAAUCGCCCUCGUUUUUUGAACUAUUAGGAGGCUCAGAAUAACCGAAAAAUGAUUUAAUAAGUAAGCUACAAUAAUAAUUCCCUUACAGUAGAGGAAAUCCCCUCAGGAAACUUGUUUGCUAUCAAAACGUUCCGGUUGAAACGCUAUCUACAGGCAAACAGAUUUGACUGCAACCCUCAAGUUCACUUGCACCACAUAAACGAACAUCUGUCGUGUCUUCUCUUCACGGUUGCAGAUAAAUUGGUUUUACUGUACAAGUUUUACCUUAUUUUUAUCUUUUUUUUCAUUUGUCGUCAGUACGACAUAUACAUACAUAGACGACAAAAUCUGUUGUGAUCUAUCUCUCCCUAUCUCAUUGAAACCAUCACUUCUUCUCCCACCAAAAAGAGACAUUGCUAUAUAUACUUGAUUUAAGACAGAGACACAACGAACAAUGAAACAAAAAAAGAAUGUGUGUGUACGUAGUACGUGUACGCACGUAAGAAGUUAUACUUCUAUUAUGAUUCCAACGAAAUUAAUAUGUACUUUAAACAGUUUAUUUAUAUUUUAUUUAAAUAUUAAACUAAUUUUAAUACUUACUGCUUUCCAAAUUUUUUUAUUAAAACAAUACCAAAAAUUAAAAAAAAGGAAUAAAACACACACAAACACAUUGAAAAAUGCCACAAAAAAAUGAUUUCUGAACAAUAAUUGUUGGCAAAAAUUUUAACUAAAUACGCAUUUUCUGGAAAAAAAAUUAUAUAACAAAUAUACUUACAAUCAUAAAAUGUAUAAAAAAAAUAAAAACUUUCACUGGGAUUCGAACCCGCGUUUAUUCGGGUGCUUAUGAUUUGAAGAGGAAGCCUCUACUCCUUUGACCACUUACACGUACCUGUCAUGGUCCGAAGAUAGGCCAACUGAAAGUUUUACUGUUUGACAGUUCUGAAUUUAAUCAAAUUACAGUAAAACCUGCCGUAUCCGGAUCAAUGUGGCGACAGACCGAUCCGGAUAUGAAAAAAUCCGGAUAUCAAGACCACUUCUUUUAUAGUCUCUGCGUUUUCUCCUUCAUACAUUCCAGUAAUCAACGCCGUCAAUAACUUUCGUCGAUAGACACGUUUUAUAGAUUCUAUAAUAAAUUAUUUCGCCAUCUUUUAGUUCUUUUAGGUCGGGAUGAGAGGGUGCGUUGUCCAACAGCAGGAUUGCCUUUCUCGGUAGAUCCGGACGGCAGAACCGUCCGGAUAUGGGGAGGUCCGGAUAUGGCAGGUUGUACUGUAGUUUGAUUUUUGUGAAAUUAAAAUAUUAAAAUACAACAAAACAGAGUAAGAAAACAAUAUAUUAGAUGAAGAUUGGUAGAAAUGUUGUUGGUAAUCAAUGUAAAUCAAAGCAUUACCUACUAGAUAAGUAGGUACAUACAUUUUCCAAAUAAAAAAUUGGAAAAAAUACUUUGUAAAAGGUAUAAAAUUUUAUUAAAAUCCCUUUAAAGGGCUACAUCACAACAAAACGUUUAUUUUAUAGAAAAAUCAUCAUCAGUGUUUUUUUUUUUUUUUAUUUGUGACUUUAGCACUUAGCUAUUUAGCCAGAUACAACUUGAUAAUAAUUAAUACUAAUACAAAAAAACUAUUAAACCAUACAAAUUAUUAAAAAGAAAAACAUAUUAUUCUAAUUUACUUAAUACUAAAUAAAAAAGUGUCUAUCUAUACCUACUAUUGCAAACAGAUCAAAAUAGUCAAAAGAAAAAAAAACCUCUUAAAAAUUACUAAAAGACAUUACUAUAAAUAGGGAAAAGGAGGGAAAAUAAAAUCAUCAGUGUUAGAUAGACUGGAUGCUAGCUGAGCCACCAAAGAAAAAUAUUCGGGUAAAAACCCUUUAUAUAUAACAUGGAUGCAUUAAAAGUGCAUACUUUAAUAAAAUGCCUUAUGAUGGUCACAUGGCAGCUAGGAUAAUGCCCUAAGGUAAUGUAUUGAAUUUCCCAACACGUGGGAUGCAAAUUGAGUUGUUUACAUUCCAAUGACUUAAUGGCAACUUUAAUAAAAUUUUAUACCUUUUACAAAGGAUUUUUUCCAAUUUUUGUGAUUGAUGGUAUACAGCCAACUACAGGAAAAACAUUUUCUUUUCCUUGUGGAUUUUCCAAAAAGGUAAGUAGGUACCUAUGUAAUUUUUUAUUACAAUACUGAAACAUUUACAAUAAUUACGUACCUGUUGCUUUUAAAAACUAUUUAAAAAGUCACUACAGUUAUAAACUUGCUUUUUUCUCUGUCCUCACAACAAUAAAAAUUAAUAUACACAUUUGUUUACCCAUAACCGACAUAUUGAACAAUUGUUGACAGGCCAUUGUAAUUACCCAAUCAGAGCCCGUAUAACGUUUGAGCUGCGCUCAGGACCAAGACUUUUGAUGAAUUCGCGCACAUAUAAAUUUACUCCCAACGCGCCUAAAGAAGUAUGACUUCAAAAAAAGAUGGUAACGUCACUUAGCUGUAUAUUGCAAAAUGUGCAAUUAAAUUUAGGAAAUAAUGUAUAAAAAAUUAUUAUUUUAUAAGAAAAAUUAUAUUAAGUGAAUCAUUCCACAAUUGCUGCAGAAACGAACCUAUUAAAGAGCAUUAAAACUGAUUUUAGUAUUUUGUAAUUCAUUUUGUUUACUUUUUAUAUUUUUAUAACUCUCUUUAGGGUAACUUUUGUAUUUUUGUGUUUCAUAUGUUUAUGUUUGUUAAGUAAAUUAAAAAUAUUUUAUGUACUGUUAAUCUGACACUUACUUUAAAAUGAGAUGUGCAAAAUAUAUUUUUUUAAGAUUUAUGUAUAUCUAUUCCAAGUUUGUCAGAUGUCUUUAAUCCCUUAAUGCAUUUUUUAAAGGCCUACAAAAAAUCCAGUUGUUACAGUUGAUGCUCAUGCUUCUACACUCAAAUGGUUUAUAGCUCAGUGUACCACAUUAGAAGCAUUUAAUAUAGGUUAUUUUGAAAGCUGCCUCAUUUGCUCAUACUAGGUGGUUUCUUUUUAUCAAACUUCUUCAGCUCUUCAUCCAAUAAUCUA